AUGAGUCGAGUGUGUAUUGUUGUUUUGGAGGAGGUUGAAGAUGAUUCUCCCACAUUUUUUUCCAAACUACCUCAGGAAAACACAUCUGUACGUCCUUCACCUUCUGGAAAUGUGUUGGUAAGAUAUCCACCGCUGGUUCAAGCUAUUUUUAAUGGGGACCCUGAUGAAGUUCGAGCAUUAAUAUUUAAGAAAGAAGAUGUUAACUUUCAGGAUAAUGAAAAGAGGACCCCUUUACAUGCUGCUGCCUAUCUGGGAGAUGCAGAAAUUAUUGAACUACUUAUUUUAUCUGGAGCUAGAGUUAAUGCCAAAGACAGCAAGUGGUUGACUCCCUUACACAGAGCUGUUGCAUCAUGUAGUGAGGAUGCUGUUCAGGUGUUGUUAAAGCAUUCCGCAGAUGUCAAUGCCCGUGACAAAAACUGGCAGACACCCCUACAUAUAGCAGCUGCAAAUAAAGCUGUUAAAUGUGCUGAAGCUUUGGUGCCUCUUCUAAGUAAUGUAAAUGUGUCAGAUCGAGCAGGUAGAACAGCAUUACAUCAUGCAGCCUUCAGUGGACAUGCUGAGAUGGUGAGUUUGUUAUUGUCUAGAGGUGCCAAUAUUAAUGCAUUUGACAAGAAAGACAGACGAGCUAUACAUUGGGGAGCAUAUAUGGGUCACAUUGAAGUUGUGAAAUUACUUGUGACCCAUGGAGCUGAAGUGACAUGCAAAGACAAGAAAUCAUAUACACCCCUACAUGCUGCAGCAUCUAGUGGAAUGAUCAGCGUAGUCAAAUAUCUUCUAGAUCUUGGCGUUGAUAUGAAUGAACCAAAUGCCUACGGAAAUACACCUCUUCAUGUAGCUUGCUACAAUGGACAAGAUGUUGUAGUAAAUGAACUUAUAGACUGUGGUGCUAAUGUAAAUCAGAUGAAUGAGAGAGGUUUUACACCUUUGCACUUUGCUGCUGCAUCAACACAUGGAGCAUUGUGUUUAGAACUUUUGGUCUGUAAUGGAGCAGAUGUAAAUAUGAAGAGUAAAGAUGGGAAAACACCAUUGCAUAUGACAGCAAUCCAUGGUAGAUUUUCAAGAUCACAAACCAUCAUCCAGAAUGGAGCUGAAAUAGACUGUGAAGAUAGGAAUGGAAAUACUCCUUUGCACAUCGCAGCUAGAUAUGGUCAUGAGCUACUAAUCAACACUCUAAUUACAAGUGGUGCUGACACUGCAAAGAGAGGUGUACAUGGGAUGUUUCCUCUCCAUUUGGCAGCAUUAAGUGGAUUUUCAGACUGUUGCAGAAAGCUCCUUUCAUCAGGCUUUGACAUAGACACCCCAGAUGAUUUUGGCAGGACCUGCCUUCAUGCAGCUGCAGCUGGAGGGAAUUUGGAGUGCCUAAACCUUCUGCUCAACACUGGUGCAGACUUCAACAAAAAGGACAAAUUUGGGAGAACUCCACUUCAUUAUGCUGCUGCCAAUUGUAAUUACCAGUGCCUGUUUGCCCUUGUGGGAUCUGGAGCUAGUGUGAAUGACCUUGAUGAGAGGGGUUGUACACCAUUGCACUAUGCAGCUGCAUCAGACACAGAUGGCAAGUGCCUGGAAUACUUACUAAGAAAUGAUGCAAAUCCAGGGAUCCGAGACAAACAAGGAUAUAAUGCAGUUCAUUAUUCUGCUGCUUAUGGUCAUCGCUUGUGUCUUGAACUGAUUGCAAGUGAAACUCCCCUAGAUGUUCUAAUGGAAACAUCAGGUACUGACCUGCUGAAUGAUUCCGACAACAGAGCACCAAUUAGUCCAUUGCACUUAGCUGCCUAUCAUGGUCACCAUCAAGCUCUGGAAGUACUGGUGCAGUCUUUGUUGGACCUUGAUGUGAGGAACAAUAAUGGAAGGACACCAUUGGAUCUUGCAGCUUUUAAGGGACAUGUGGAGUGUGUGGAUGUACUUAUUAAUCAGGGAGCAUCAAUCUUAGUGAAAGACUAUGUUGUAAAGAGAACUCCAAUACAUGCUGCAGCUACAAAUGGUCAUUCAGAAUGCUUGCGAUUGUUGAUAGGCAAUGCAGAACCACAGAAUGCAGUGGACAUUCAAGAUGGAAGUGGACAGACUCCUCUGAUGCUGUCUGUUCUCAAUGGGCACACAGACUGCGUUUAUUCAUUGCUUAACAAAGGAGCAAACGUAGAUGCCAAAGAUAAAUGGGGAAGAACUGCAUUACAUAGAGGGGCAGUUACUGGGCAUGAGGAGUGUGUGGAAGCAUUGCUUCAACAUGGUGCUAAGUCCUUGCUACGAGACUGCCGAGGGCGAACACCUAUACACUUAUCAGCUGCAUGUGGACAUACUGGUGUUCUAGGAGCUCUCUUGCAGUCAGCAACAUCUGUGGAUGCGGUACCGGCCAUAGCAGACAAUCAUGGAUAUACAUCACUGCACUGGGCCUGUUAUAAUGGUCAUGACAGCUGUGUAGAGCUUCUUUUGGAACAGGAAGUUUUCCAGAAAAUGGAAGGAAAUUCUUUCAGCCCAUUGCAUUGUGCUGUCAUAAAUGACAAUGAAGGUGCUGCUGAAAUGUUAAUCGAUACAUUGGGUGCUGGCAUUGUAAAUUCAACAGAUGCAAAAGGAAGAACCCCCCUUCAUGCAGCAGCUUUUACAGAUCAUGUGGAGUGUUUACAGCUUCUACUCAGUCAUAAUGCUCAAGUAAAUGCUGUAGAUUCUUCUGGAAAGACUCCUCUAAUGAUGGCUGCUGAAAAUGGACAAACUAACACCGUUGAGGUGCUGGUUAGCAGUGCUAAGGCUGAUCUGACCUUGCAAGAUAGCAGUAAAAACACAGCACUCCAUUUGGCUUGCAGCAAGGGUCAUGAAACUAGUGCCUUGUUAAUACUGGAGAAAAUUACGGAUAGAAACCUCAUCAAUGCCACCAAUGCAGCCUUGCAAACACCUCUGCAUGUUGCUGCUCGAAAUGGAUUAACAGUUGUAGUUCAAGAACUUUUAGGCAAGGGAGCAAGUGUACUUGCUGUAGAUGAAAAUGGUUACACACCAGCUUUGGCCUGUGCUCCCAAUAAGGAUGUGGCUGAUUGUCUAGCUCUCAUUUUGGCCACGAUGAUGCCUGUUUCAUCAAGCAGCACUUUACCUUCCCUUACAUUCAAUGCCAUUAAUCAUUACACCAACACCUCAAAAACUGUCACGUUUGACUCCUUGCCAAUCAUGAGGAGUGAACAUAGCUCUUAUUGUAGUUUCAACAACAUUGGCAGGGAAGAUGGCUACCCAUAUACAGAAGAGGAUGAGCUUAAUGACUCAGAUUCUGAGACCUAUUAAGAAGCUUCAUCUGGAGGUCUGAAGAGUGAGCCCAGUCAUCUGAAGGUCAGAAUUGUGCUUUUGGAAAAAAAGCAGUCCGUGUUUGAUUACAAGAGGACAGACCUACGAGAAGAUUUUGGGGUGCAUAUGAAAUUUUUAAUUGUGGGUGCAUAUGAAAGAUCUGUGUGAGACACUAGGAGGAUUUUAAAGAGCAGGUUUUGCAAAAGA
Molecule: messenger RNA, 3468 nt
Organism: Emys orbicularis (European pond turtle)
Lineage: Eukaryota; Metazoa; Chordata; Testudines; Emydidae
Gene: ANKRD28
Product: ankyrin repeat domain 28
Exons: 28
Coding region: 1-3261 (1086 amino acids)
Molecular function (GO): protein binding
Source: RefSeq, a predicted model, not a curated record